UACUUUCCGGUCACUUCAGCUUUCAUCUACUUUCAUCUCCAGUAACUAACUAAUAACGACACCUUGAGGCUUCAGCUUCACCAUCUAUGUCUUCUCAUUACCACCCCUCGCGACCCUAUAUCUCUAUCCCUCAGCCACCGCCCGGCAUUCUUCCCUCAGGAGCACAACGACCAACAAAUCCUAGCCCCUCAACUCGACCUGAUCCUUGGGCAUUCGAAGUGACCCCUCCUCCAUUCGCAGAAAAUCAAUAUGCACUACACAAUCCAUGGGGAGAGGAAAAUGGAUCGCCGAAUACCUUGCGCCAUCGGACGUUGUCCCUCAUAAAUCUGCCUUCCGAUAGUUCACGGCCACCAAGUCGUGUGAGCAGCGUCCAGGCUUCAACUACAAAUGCUCCUUUGGCAUUUCCAGAACCUCAGAUAUAUAGAUCAGUUUCGCAACGAGUUUCGGGCCACAAGCCAAGUGCAAGCGAUAUAUCAGCUGGAAGCCUUAGACUUCGACACGAUCCUUCAGUUGCAUCGUUCCGGUCAACACAAUCCACAAAUUCAUGGUAUUACGACGACGAUUAUGGUUCAAUUUCUAACGAGUCGCACGGGGAAGAGGAACAGUUAUCCAAGAGUCUCUCUGAUGUCUCGCUAACAUCGGAUGAAGGACUUGCCCGUUUCCAGUCUGGGGAAUUACCGGAGAAUGAUCAGGAAUGGCAUCGAUUGGUUCCACCGGAAGCAAUUGAAGCUCUAGGAAAAAUAGAAGUUCAAAGGCAAUCUGUGAUCUUUGAAGUGUUCAAAGCUGAGCGAGAAUAUGUUUCGGACCUGGAAGCAGUGCAGGAUGUGUAUAUCACACCUCUUAUGAAUGCCAAUCCUCCGAUUAUACAACCUAAUCGAUUUCAAGGAUUCAUCUCUGAAGUCUUUGGAAACUUUAGUCAGAUUCUCGCCCACCAUCAGCGGAUGCUUGGCGCUUUGUUCGCCCGUCAACGAGAUCAACAUCCUCUGAUACAAAGUAUUGCCGACAUCGUUCUAGAUACCACCCUCAAGAGUGAUUUUCGUUCAGCUUACGAGAUAUACAUCAAACAUUACCCACUUUCUGAAUCUCAACACCGAAAGGAACUCCGGAAUAACACCGCGUACCAGUCUUUCAUGCAAUCAGCUUCCUCUGAUCCUCGUAUACGGAAACGAGAUUUGAUAACGUUCCUUUCCCGCCCGGUGACGCGCCUUCCGCGUCUCAAUCUGCUGCUAGAGCAGAUACUCAAGCUCACGGAUAAAGAAUACGAACAUCCAGACCUUGAAACUUUACCUAUCAUUUUGGGAAUUUUGAGCGACUGUAUCAAAAGCACUCAGCCCGGGAUUGAGGCCGCUGAAAGUAAAGUCAAGUUUUGGGCUUUGUGCGAAAGUUUGGUCUUCCGAAAGGGCGAGAUAAUUGAUAUGGACCUAUAUGACAAGGGCAGAUCACUGGUUUAUUCGGGACCGGUGUCUCGAAAAAAUCGUUCUGAAGGUUCCGUAACAGGCAGUUGGUCAGGAUCGGGUUGGACUGAUCUUUCCGCGGCGCUGUUAGACAACUAUUUAUUACUUACUCGUGAAGAACAACGUCCAAACGGAGUGUACAAACGGCAUCUCAUGUCUCGACCCUUAUAUCUAUCAUUUCUGCGGUUAGGUUCUUUCUCUUCGCCCCCUGAAACGCGCAAAGAGCAUCCCAAAGACGGCAGUGUAUUGAGCGGCUUAUUAUACCAGUCCACCCCUUUAUAUCCUUUCACAAUAUACCAUGAAGCGAGUAAACAAUCCCGCAGAUAUACUCUUUAUGUUGCCAAUGAAUCAAUACGCAAAAAAUGGCACAACUUCCUUCUCGAUGCUAUCGCUGUUCACAAAGUCAGACAAGAAGGAAACAUGUAUUUUUCACCCGACGCGCUGAGUCGGCAAUUCUUUCGAAUAAGCGGAAGCUCAAAUGGAAACAAAAACCCGGGAAGAAUUAACGCUGUUGUCCCUUUCAGUUUCAACGGCCGACAGUUCAUCGCGGUCGCAUGUUCUACCGGCAUGUACGCUGCGAUACGGGGUCGCGAAAACUUCCACAAGGUACUAAACGUGCAACCAACUUCUAUGGCAGCACUACAAUCACUAGGGUCGAAGACCUUCAACAAGUUCAUUGUUCAUGUCAACAACUCCCUUUUGUCAUAUCCGCUUGACGUGAUAGCCCAAGUGGCUUUGGGUCAAGUCGAACCCAAGGUGUUGGCCGCGUCGGUGGAAAAAGUCGUAUCGAAUGAGGUCGUCUUCUUCAAGCAUUUACACGUUGGGCAACGUGUGUUGAUUGUUUACGCAGUGAAGAAGUUACUGCAGGUCACUUUAAGCUUACAUGUUCUGGAAGUCGUGGAUGUCAAUGACACGGCGCUAACACCUAAACGAGAACAACGCGGUUCUGGUAAAUCUUCGAACUCGUUUAGGGCGUUUGGUGAUGCCGGUUAUGCCCCGAAAGAUGCGUUUGAUGUCACACCACUAGUCAAAACCAUUGGAAUCUGUGCUCGUGGCGGGAUUUUGAUUGUUGACCCCACGAAUAUUGCUGGUGGUCGAGUCACGGUAGUCCCAGAUUUUUCGGGUGCAAGCACCAAUCAACCUUUAGCCAACCUCAAGUCUCGAGUUGAUGGAUUGAAACCUCUGGGGCUCAUUCGCUGCAAUAGCUCUGAGCUACUGGUGAUAUACGAAACCGUUGGGUGCUACAUCACCAAACACGGAACGCCCUCCCGUUCCUCAGGAUACAUCAAAUGGGAAUCGAAGAUCGACAGUUUCGCUCAGCGUGGUACCCAUGUCUUGCUGUUCUCUGCUCUGUUCAUCGAAAUCCGGGAUAUCUUGACUGGUAGGAUUGUUCAGGUGAUUGAAGGGGAGGAUAUAAGACUGAUGUACGCUGGUCCUACGCCGGACAGUCAUGAGCUGAUAUUAGUGGCCAUGAGAGGAGAUGAGGGUCAAGGGGAUAAGGAUUUGAAGGAAGGGGUUGUGGACAAGAUUGUGGAGUUGCAAGAGACGUCUGAGAUUUCUGAUAUGCGUGCGCGUACACCUACUACAGCGGUGCCAGCGAUGUGGGAGGAAUGGGACAUGUGAUCUAUGCGUUAGAAGUAAUGUACAGUAUGACUUUCACUGACAAUCUUAAUAUUAAUCGUAAGUUAUUCUGAUUGUAGGCAAUUGUGUAUUAGAAUGUAUAUA
Molecule: messenger RNA, 3179 nt
Organism: Lentinula edodes (shiitake mushroom)
Lineage: Eukaryota; Fungi; Basidiomycota; Agaricomycetes; Agaricales; Omphalotaceae
Exons: 15
Coding region: 87-3077 (996 amino acids)
Biological process (GO): intracellular signal transduction
Molecular function (GO): guanyl-nucleotide exchange factor activity
Source: RefSeq, a predicted model, not a curated record